Molecule: messenger RNA, 4964 nt
Organism: Achroia grisella
Lineage: Eukaryota; Metazoa; Arthropoda; Insecta; Lepidoptera; Pyralidae
Product: protein artichoke
Exons: 8
Coding region: 487-4464 (1325 amino acids)
Molecular function (GO): protein binding
Source: RefSeq, a predicted model, not a curated record
CGCGCAACGGUACUCGCGUGCACAGUCGGCGCUCGCUUCGCACCACGCUGCGAGGUCUCUGCCCUCCUCCCGGUGAAUUUACACGCCUCAAUGCGUCCGCGCACCUUACAUUCCACAAUACAAAAAGUUCGAUUUCUUACUCGCACCUUAAACAGAAUAUUGGAAACGCGAAUCUCUUAAUCGCGAUAACUUCGAGAGCCCAAGUUCUCUCACUUGGAACUUUUAAUGUGCCCCAUUACGGCACGCAGCGGUGUGUAAGAGAACUUUUAUCAAUACAGCCUUUUAUAAGCUCUCAACUCUUCGGGAGUUAAAUGUGAUUUGUGAAAUGUUGCGAAUUAUGGAGAUUUUAUGUUUGCACAUCGGCGAGGUGGUUUUUUACCGUGCUUGAGCGCUAAAGUGAAAAUUGUGUGAAUUAUUGAACAAGGAACUCCUUGAAGGGAAAUAUUAAUAAGAUAUCGAAGGAGCAUAUAUAUAAUUUCAGGCACAAUGUGGACACUUCUUCUUCUCUUCAUGGUUCCCGUGUUUGGACAACAACAGUGGGUGCCGUGUUCCGAACUGAACGAUGACCUUCGGUACCCUUGCCGGUGUCGGGUGCAAGUUGACCGGGCGCUCCAUCUUACAAUCCUGAUGAACUGCGACCACGUGGUCUUCGGUGGUGACUUCCCACCGUUGCCUUAUGGUGCUCCCAUCAUGUCUUUUAGCCAAAGACGGGCCGGCCACCAGACAUUACCGACACAGAUAUUUUCAACCUAUGGCUUACCUCUUAAGGAGUUGGACUUUUCACACAAUAGCCUUCGACGCCUUCCCGACCGUCUACUAGCCGGGAUCCGAGGCAAUCUUACCAAGUUGGUUCUUGCUGACAACCUCCUUGGGGAUAAUUUGAAUCCCAUAUUCUCUACAGCCGAGCUCCAUAAUCUGCCAGCAUUAGAAGAGCUGGAUUUGAGUGGAAACAGCAUUAGAGGAAUAGAAGAAGGUUUGCUGAUUGGUUGUGAUCUUCUUAAGAUAUUACGCUUGAACCGCAACAACAUAAACUCCGUGCCUUCAUCUUCUCUAAACGGCCCACAAGCAUUACGGGUUAUUUCUUUAAGAGAAAAUAGAAUAGUUUCAAUUCGACAAGCAUCUUUCAUAUCACAGAAGACUUUAGAAGAGAUCGACUUACAUGGAAACAUGAUAUCUGUCAUUGAAGGCGGAGCGUUUAUAGGCUUAAGUGCACUACAAAGCCUCGAUCUCGGUCGGAACAGACUCUCCAAGUUCAACAGCGACGUCUUCCAAGGCAUCGAGAACCUCGAAAAGUUGGACCUCUCUGAAAACUUUAUAACCGAUUUUCCGACCGUUGCUAUGAAAUCAUUUGUCGGUCUCGGAUCUUUGAAUCUUUCCAGCAAUAUGAUCACUAAUAUCGAUAACAGCCACCUCAGUUCUUUGGUUUCUUUACAAAUGCUCGAUCUUAGUAGAAACAAUCUCAUUAAAUUAUCACCAGGAACCUUUGUAGGCCUUACUGAUUUGCUGUAUUUAGACAUUGGAGUUAAUUCUCUUCGAACUGUCGAGGAUGAUGCGUUUGAUGGAUUAACUAGUCUUCGAACAUUGCUUUUACGUGACAAUAAUAUACUUUUGAUACCGGCUACGGCUUUAUCACGACUACCAAACUUGAUCUCUGUACAUUUAGGUUACAACAGAGUGACAGCUUUAUCAAGUGAUAUUCUAAGAGCUGUAUCAGACAGAGUAACAUCAUUGGUACUAUCACGAAAUGUAAUCAGGGAACUUCCAUCUGCGGCUUUCGAUCAUUUUAAGACACUGCACCAUUUGGAUUUAUCAGGCAAUUUGUUAAACUCAAUCGCAGCUGAAGUUUUUAGCGGACUUGAGACGACUCUUCAAUUUUUAUCUCUAAGCCAAAAUAGGAUAUUAGGAUUCACUGGACAACAAUUGAAGUUCGUAAGCCUUUGGUUUUUGGAUAUAUCAGAUAACCAAAUUUCAGAAAUACCGAUUAACGCCUUCGAAUCUAUUCCAAGUUUAUUGCAUUUAAAUAUGAGUCAUAAUGAUCAUAUUAGUACUCUUCCUCAGAAUGUAUUUGAAAAUAAUCAAGGUCUAAUGACCAUAGAUAUGAGUUAUAUUGGUUUAAAGGCACUUCCUGUGAAAUUGUUUUCGAAAACACUUAACUUGGAGCAUAUUUACUUAUCACAUAAUAACUUGCAGGAAAUUACCGAACACACCUUUAAGAAUCUUAAAAACUUAACUGUUUUAGAUCUUUCGUAUAACAAUAUUGUUAGUAUAAGGGCUCCGGCAUUUGUUAAUGUAAUGUCUAUACAAUAUUUGUCUUUAAAAGGAAAUCAAUUGAAUGCUUUUAAAGGCGAGUUCUUCAAUACUGGCACCAGUUUAGAAGUUAUGGAUUUGUCAGACAAUCAAUUAAGUUAUUUGUUCCCAUCGUCAUUCAAAAUACACCCACGUCUCAGAGAAAUUAUAUUGACUAAUAAUAAAUUUAAUUUCUUCCCGUCAGAACUUAUAAGUACAUUACAAUAUCUUGAAUUAGUCGAUUUAUCAGGCAAUGCUUUGAAAAACGUUGAUGAACUAGAUUUUGCUCGACUUCCGAAAUUAAGAACUUUAUUACUAGCAAGAAAUGAUUUGGAUACAAUAAGUGAAAUGGCGUUCCACAAUUCAACACAAAUACAACAUUUAGACUUAUCUAAUAAUAAAAUAGAUCGUUUGGGAGAUAGACUAUUCGAGGGACUUAUUAGGUUAGAACUUUUGAACUUGGAUGGAAAUUUAUUAACAGAAUUAUCUGACAAUAUUUUUGAUCGGAGCAGGCUACAUAUGUUAGAAAAAAUUAUAUUGAGCAACAAUAUCUUUGAACAUCCACCAUUAAAAGCUUUACAAAAACAAUACUUCUUUGUUUCUUCCGUAGAUUUGUCCAAUAAUGAAAUAGUUGAUGUACCAGCAGAAGACAGUGUUAUGGUAAAUAUUAAGAAACUAGAUUUAUCUUUUAACCCACUUUCAGAAAAAACCUUGAAUAAUAUUCUGACUGAACCAAAAACUGUUAGAGAACUAAAUUUAGCAGGAACUGGAAUUAGAUCAGUAGGCCAACUAGAAACGCCGUUUUUGCAUAGUUUAAAUUUAUCAUUCAAUAAUAUCACGUCACUUUCGGAUAAAACAUUUGCUAGAACAACUUUAUUAGAAUCAGUAGAUCUCUCAAAUAAUCAAAUAUCUGAUGUGUCUGGUUCAUUAGCUAAUUCUUGGCCUAAACUUAAAAAUCUUCAAAGAUUAAAUAUUUCCAGUAAUCCUAUAAUUAAAAUUACAGAAGGCAAUUUUGAUGGUCUUUCCUCUCUUCGAGUAUUGGACAUAAGAGAUUUAGAUAAAUGUACUCGAAUAGAGAAAAACGCUUUUAGAAGUCUAUCAAAUCUUAUAGAACUCAGAGCUUAUGGAUAUCCAAGGCUUGGAUACUUUGAUGUUCAAGGAACUCUUCAAUACUUACUUGCCCUAGAAAAAUUAGAUGUAGAGUUAAAAGAUACGUCUAUUGGUGCAGAUCAAUUACAUUCCACUUUACACCCACGUCUUGAAGAGUUAGGUGUUAGAGGCUCUCGUUUAAAAACAGUUUCUUCUGGAGUGUUAGCUGGUUUGAAAGCUCCCGCCAUAACAGUGCGGUUUCGUAAUACAUCCGUAACAACUUUACCACCAGCAUUGCUAUUUCCUCUACCCAGAUCAUCUCAGAUUGUAAUAGAUAUUGCUGGUAGCCAGUUGUCAACUCUUCAACCCCAGUUGUUAGUAGCGCUCGAUGAUCGUCGUGCAGACUUAUCAAUGUUUGGCCUAGAAACGAACCCAAUAAGGUGUGAUUGCAAUGCUCGAGCAUUACGAAGAUGGUUGCCAAACGUUGGUAUAGAUGAUGUUCGUUGUGAUUCUCCGGAUCAUUUGUCAGGGUUUCUAUUAGUAGAAAUUGGAGAUGAUGAGCUUUCUUGUGAUACUAAACGAAGAACAACAAUAUUAUCUUCAUCAUCUAGUAUUUCAACUACAAUACCACCUCGUUUAGUACACCGUACUUCAGCAGAGCCAGAUAUCAUUUGGUCUGUUGCACCAUCUCACGAACGACCGAAGGUUACAGGAGAGCCAAAAGGUGCACCAGUAGUUGGUGUAGCGUCAUCGAAUAAUGACGAUAAUUUGAUAAUAGGUAUAGUAGGUGGUGUAGUUGCAUUUAUAGCUAUUUUAAUUGUAGCGAUAUGUGUUGUUAGAUUAAGAAUGACAACAACAUCAUACAGAGGUGGUCCUUUAGCUAGUAGCCCGACAACUGGUGCUACUCCAAUGUGGGGACCUCCGUGGCCAGGGUAUGCCGCUACUUUGCCUCCUGCAUCAUUGUCUAAUGCUACUUUGCCUCACAAGGUGCAACCGGGUCCAGGAUCAGUGCGAUACUUAGCACCACCACCACCGCCAGCUCCUUAUUUUAUUAGCAUGCCACCACACGACGAUAAAAUAUACCGGUAGGAUAUUUUACAUUAUAUAAUUUUAAAUAGACUGCUAACGUAUUAUUAGUGCUAUGCCAUUGAUCAUGUAAAUAUUAUAGUUGAGAAAGAAUAAUCAUAUCAAUAAUUAGGUUUCUCAGAAAACCACGUAUUCACACGUUGUUCAUAUCGUUGUAGAUAUUUUAAAUAAAUAAAUAAUUUUGCAAUAAUAUUUUAUUGCUUAUUAGUACAUAAACAAUUUUAUAUUUCAUUAGAUUUAUUAAUUCUCAGGCUAGAUUUGAUCAAUCUAGUCACCAGUGGAAGUUUUCAUAGAUUUAAAUAUUAUAUAACGAACUCAAAGACAUUUCAUAAGCAAUAUAAAAUAGUGUACAUAAAUAAUAAAAUAUGCAUUGUACUUUUUACAAAGGUGGUAUGUUUGUUAUUGGAAGUAUUUAUUUAACACUAAUUAUCUUUAAGUUUAGUCGUAUGUUUGUGUAAUUCUAAUAUUAUUAUUUAAUUAAAUAUUUGUAAGCAUAUUUGCAG